GUUUGAUUGCGAGUAUGUGGUGCUCCAAAUAAGCCUAUGAAACAUUGGCGUAGAUAUCAUGGGCGUAGAUAUUAGAAAGAUUUCAGUCACGGUUAUUUCAAUACUUAGAGCUACGCAUGGAGCUACGUAUCAGUGAUAAGGCGAAUCGCGCGCAGGUAUUUUCUGUAGGAAAAUGUUCAUCUACGAAAAAACAUAAUUCGCUACGUAACAUGGAUAAACAUGUUAUAACAUGGUGGUUUUGAUAUUGGAGACGCAGUAAUCUAACGGCAGGAUGUAUUGCACACUGAAGAAAUGUUUUUGUAGAAAUGGAGCAAUCAGAGCUUUGAGCACUGGGGAAGUCUCCACUGCACUGAGGCCUUUUUACUUUACUGUUCAUCCAGAUCUCUUUGGUCAAUUUCCUACACAACGGACUGUGAAUGAAAACUCAUUGAAGCAGCUUAGUUCUAUUAUAGAAACAUUACAGCAACAAAAACCAAUUAGACCAACUACGUUGCCAUUUUACUUACGGUCAAAAGAUGAAAAGGAUGUGAAAGCUGGGAAAUUUACUUUGGUGAAAAUACAAUUGAACGAAAGAGACCUUAAGAAAACCAUUCUCUCUAUCCUGAAAACGUGCAAUUUGCCAACAACAUUUUUGGAUAAGAUACAGGAAGAAAAGCCACCUAAUCCCAAAUACAAAUCAAGAUUUUGGCAAGACCGAGGCUUGUCUGGGGAACGACUGGACUUCUCUGAAUUAGAAGAUGAUCCCAUUUUUGCAGCUAUUUUUAUGAGAAGGAAAAUCAAUUCUGAGCCAGAUACGUUUAAAGCAUAUUUGGACAAACACGUAAACGAGGCUCAUAUCAAACUUGAAGCAUGUCGACCAGUGCGCGAAGAAGUGAAAAAGCUAGAAGAAGAAUUAUGUGCAGCUUUGGGUCUAAAAAGUAUUAUAUGGGACUGCGGUUGGAAUAUUACCCAUUACCGUGGGUGCCUGCUAGCUUUUCAAGCCCUCGCGAAGCACCACCCUGAGCCAAUGGUAGUUUUAAAAGACCGCACACUCGUUUUUGCAAAUGACACGGGCAUUAAUCUUGAAGGGAACGUUAUGCUGAAUUCAGGAGAAGUUAGACACAAUUGGCUUGAUCUCAUUAAGAACGUGCGAAAGCACGAUGUGGUACUGCUUCGGCUGCCAGCAUUCGAGAAGGCGGUGUCAACUGUACUCCUGGGUAUUAAAGUGGGUCGACGGGUGCUCUAUAUGUGCAGAAAGUUUAUGCCGAAAAUAAUGGUGGGCCAGUACGAGUCACAACUUCGUCAACUCACGACGACCCUUUCCGAUUAUCGUGGACGACGUAACUAUCCGAGUACAUGGCCGAGUGACUUGUCUGCGUACGAAAUCGUUAUUGAAACUGAGGCAGGACCUCUCAUGCUGUCCCCAACUGGACAAUUCAUCGUGCCAUCUUCUUGUCCCAGUUUUCUCUUGAUAAGUUUUAUCACUGAAAACUUGGACGAAGCCACAAAAAGACUACAUCACUAUAACAAUGUGAAGCAUGUGGAACGAGAUCUUCACGACAGGGCAGUCAAGGAAUUGGGUCUAGUUGCGUUGAACAAGGAUGACAGCAUAACUCCAGAUCUAAUGAUCCAAUGCUGUCAACGUCUUCUUAUUCACAAAACAGUUCUGGCACCAAUGCUCGAAGGUGUUAUGCUCUGGGUAACACAUUACUACUCUGUAAUGAGUGACGGUGUUCUAUGUGUUCCAUGGGACUGGAAACUGUGAAGUUGUAUCAUUUGAUAGUUAGUUACUGAUUCAUUAGUAGAAUUGCAAAUGAGUCUAUGUACUGCAUAAAAUGCCCAAUGUACAAAUGAUUGAUCGAUCAUUGUAAAAGAUGAAGAGUAAUAUUCUCACCACACAAAAUGUAACCUUAUAUCAGUCUUGUAGGAGAAUAUUUAAAUAGAGCAGAGUUUCAUAGCUCGAUUUUAUUAGCCAAAUGUUUUACAAGUUAACGAUGUAAUACAAAUACGUAUUACUUCCUGUUUUAACUAACUUAUAACGAUUGCACGUGCCUGAUUUACGAAGAGGUGCGUCUAGAAUAAACAGUGAUUUUUCUUUGUAUGUAAAUACAAACUAGAUACUAGCCCUAGCAGAAUUAAAAUGUCAAUCACAAAGUUUAUUCGCACCGUGAACCUUGUCUUUAAGGUUCUUCAUUCAGGCUCAAAUUUAGUAGAAAUUAUUUUUAAACUUAUGUGUAUGCAUAUAGUUUUUUAAUAAAAUUUACGUUAGACAGGGA
Molecule: messenger RNA, 2255 nt
Organism: Cephus cinctus (wheat stem sawfly)
Lineage: Eukaryota; Metazoa; Arthropoda; Insecta; Hymenoptera; Cephidae
Product: T-cell activation inhibitor, mitochondrial
Exons: 9
Coding region: 272-1744 (490 amino acids)
Cellular component (GO): mitochondrion
Source: RefSeq, a predicted model, not a curated record